AUGUCUGAGGAUGGUGAAAUCACCAAAGUGCUCCCUGUGUUGCCAGAGUCAGAGAAGUGGUGGUUGAACAUUCCAAUUCUGGUCUUGGGCCUUGACCAGGGCAGCAUCGGACUUGCUGGCAUGGCCUAUGCUAUGUGUGACAAUAUGGUUCAUGUGAAAUGUGACAAGAUUCACAGGGCCAUUCGAGAUUUCAAGAACAGCAUGUCGAGAUGCCUCAAAGGACUCUUCCUGAGUGUGCAACUUCACUCCUCUUACAUCUUUGCCCUGAAUUAUAAACCCUUCGGAAGUGGUGGUUUCCACCAGCAGAAGAAGGACAUGAUGGAGAAGUUUGUUUCCACCACAUCACCGGGUACCAGCUCGUUGUGGGACGCUUUUCGGGAGAAGAUUGCCUUUGACUUAGGCAGGGUACUAUCCGGUGACGAGCAUGAGAUUGAAAACAUGCUUGCAGAUGUCGACUCCUUCAUGAAGAAGGGCAGCCUGGUGAAAUCAUCCAGAUGGUUCAGCUGGAACCAGCUAUGUCAUGAGCAACUUCACGAGUUUCAUGUCCUCAAAAUGCUGCUGGCUGAUCAUUUCGGUGAAGAUCAGUCUUUCAGCCCGUGCUCAAGGGAAAGACGCAGCCUGCAUUCCAAUUCGGCGAACCCAGGCCAGGGGCUCUUCGAAGGCAGAGUGCCAGAACCAGAAGGCAGAGUGCCAGAUGCUGAGGGACAGGAAGAUGCACUGGGUGAUUUGCAAAAGCUGACACAGGCUGGUCGUGCCACAGAUCCACGGAAAGAACUGAGCUUGUUGAAAUCCAGCAUGGGGGGCUUCAAGUUGGCAUACUAUCUCAUGACAGAGGACCUUUUCGAUCACUCCAAGAUUUUGUACAAAGUGACCGAACCAUUGUGGUGCUGGUAUGGGAAACAGGUGAAGAAUGUGAAAUCGCCACAGGAUGGUCGAGGUUACACUGAGUUGAUGACAGUGGGUGAUGCCUGGAAAGCAGACAAUCAUUUGAUCCAGAUGGUCUCGAACCUGCAGAAGACCGAGUUGUGGAAGGAGCAUUUCGAUACUGAUCUGCAUGAGCCCGCAGAAAAAAUCAUGAUGUUGAGCUUGCAUUUGCUGAUGAACAGGGUCUGGACUUCCAGUCUUUUUUCACUUCCACCAGAUGCCUAUGCAGGAUUGCUGUCAGCUGAUGCAGAAAUUCGGAAGACCACAGCUUUGAAGGCAGAGCGCCAUCACAGAUCACUUUUGAGAUUUGAGUCCAAAUUGUCGCAGUCCAUUCCAAGUCCUCAUACCCGACAACUCUUCACAGACCUGCAAGUUGGAAUCAGCCAUCCUUCGAGACUUUUCCUGGACACAUUGGAGGCGCAGGGAUACGAAGUUGCGCCUCCGGGGUCAGAAGACGUUGUCAUGGAUGAUGUUGACACAGAGCAGGACGUGGAGAUGGAGGACUCUGUGCCUGAAGAAGCAGAUGAUGGUCGUGGAGUUGGUGGCAUAGUUUUGGACGAGCAAGAAGGCAGAGUGCCAGCUCGCAGAACUGUAACAAUCCCGGUGCCAGCAUGCCCUGCAACCCACCUGCUGAGUGUUCUGGUGCAGACGCUGCCAGAUUCCAAGAUUGUGGAAGAUGUACACAACAAAAUUCGCAAUGAUUCGUUGUUGAACAAAACCCGCAAGCAAACAUACUCCACGAUCCAAACUGUGAUUGAGAAUUCCAAGGUCUUUGAAAGCCGCUCCAUCCGGCAUCCGGCAGCAGUCACACGGGAAUAUUUUGAAAGGGAGUUUUGGAACGUGCACAGCAAGCGCCAGAAAUUGUGCUUCAGAUCAUGUGUCCACAAGCUGCCAUCAAAGUAUACGGAGAUUGUCGGUGACAAGACAUGGAACACUCUGUCAGAAGAGACACUCGAACGAGCGUCAGCUGCGUGGUCAUGGCUAAAUCACUACAAUGAUGCAGCACUAGCAUCUUGGCAGGUUCCCUUACGUGCUGGGAAGUUCAGCAGCCUUGCGCCCCCUCUGAAGAUCUUGAAGCAUGCAUUGGAUCAGACAUGCUACCUAUCUCUUGGGGCAAAAACCUGGGCUGCUCUCAUGUGGCCAGUUGUCGAGCGUGAGGACCCGUCGACGAUGGAGAAAUAUUUUGUCUUGAAGGCAGAGUGCCCAGACGGUGACAGAGUCAAGGUUUGCUGGGUCCAUUUGUAUGAGCCUCAGUAUUGGGAAGUCCUGGAAACAGAGGCAGUCUUCUGGGAUGGCAUCAUUUGCCUGCGUCUUUGUUCCAAAGACCCACAGCCACUUCUACAGUGGAUGGAAAUGUCAGCAGCAUGUCGGACUCUUGCAGACUGCCAGAAUCUUGCCGAGUAUGUGAUCUCACUGACUGAAACAGUGGACGAAGGAAAACGAAGAGAACUGCAACGAAUGCGUCGUGCAAAACUCAUGAGCCUGAUCGCUUCUCAUGUGGUUCCGCAAGAUAUGGGUUUCUUGAAAAAAAUCGAUGCUAUGUAUUCGACAGUGACAGAUGUACUGGAAGAUUAUGAUGAUGAGGAUGAGAUCAUCAUGGGAGACUUUGUUGAUGAACUGGUUCUUGACGACCUGCUUGCUGAGGACAAGCAGGAGUUUAGAAUGGUCUCAGACGCAGUCAAAAAACGCAGAAUUCGAAGGGUGCAUCAAACCUGGAAAGCCAUCAAGACGUCGCAGCACCCAAAGGCCAAAGCAAAGGCCAAGGCCAAAGCAAAGGCCAAGGCCAAAGCAAAGGCCAAAGGGAAAGCCAAGGGUAAGGUGGCGGAGGUGCCUGCAAUGCCUGUCCCAGCUGCACCACCGGAGGUGCCUGUGGUGCCUGUUCCAGCCCAGGAGGUCGCUGGUCAGAUGAAGUACGACCCAAAUCCUGGUGGUAAGAGCAUACCGAAUCCAGAAUGGAUUCUCCGAGUUCGUGUGACAGACGAUGGUCUCUUGGCCAGAUGCAGCGAUUUGUUGGGUUUUGGGUUUUAA
Messenger RNA from Symbiodinium sp. CCMP2456, 2952 nucleotides. NCBI's taxonomy places the organism in Eukaryota, Dinophyceae, Suessiales, Symbiodiniaceae. The record is from the annotation of a GenBank genome assembly.